AGGAUGUCAAGAUGGCUGCCACGUACAUCUGAUCGGAGGUGUGUGCGCUCGCGAAAUUUGACGCCGAACUGUGAUAAAAGGGGCUGUCUUUUUCGAGUUCCUGACAUGGUGACAGUGCGAAGUUAGUCGGUCUGUAUCCAUGAGCACCACUUUGUGCACCCUCGAUGAUAGUUUUUGUCGUCGCGGCCGCCGGCGGCUCGCAUUGAACCAUGUUCAGCAAAAAACUUCAUGUAGAUGUCAAAAAGUCAACACUGAAGAUUCAGGAUGUUAAAAAGGAUAGCGCGACUCGGUUCAAGCAUCUUAAAAUCGUACUAGAAAAUGUGGACACUGAUGAAGCAAAGGGGUUUUUUGAAGGCAACUUCAGUCAUGUCUAUUUUAUUCUAUAUGAUUGUUUUGUGUCAGCUGAGACAAAUCUACGGCAACGAGAACUUUCCUUCCACAUUGUGCAUAAAGCACAUAGGGAGGAACUGGAACAGGUGUUGCAACUCUUAGAAAAAGUUUUAACACUUCUCCCCGAACUUCUUAAUAGAAGAUGGCAAUGUCAUAGUUUAGCAAGAAUUUUGCAAAAACUUUUACAUCCUGGUAAUAGUUGGAAACUACGAAGAGAAGCUAUACGGUAUUUUAUUUUGUGGUACCAAGCACUUGGCGAAAAUGCUCCUGAUCAUAUCCAUCAAAUGUUUGCAAACUUGAUACCUGGGUUUCCACCCCAGCAACCAUCUCCUUAUAAGUCUGAACAUAAAAUAGAUGGAAAAAAGGAUAAACUUACAAAAGUUAUUGGUUGUGAAGAUAAAGAUAAGAAGGAAUUUUAUGAUACACAAUUGUCACAAAGUACUUUUCAUGACAAUGGUUCAAAUCAAUAUCCUGUCACACCGGUUGACAGUGGACCUAUUUUACCUCCACAAAGUGGGGAGAAACCUCUUGAUAAUGAGACUGUUCGAUUUUUAGAAGCAUUACUUGAAUUUAUGGUUACUCAGGUUGUAAAGAUAGAAUGGAGAGAUAAAUCUUCUCGACAGCACAAGACUUUUCAAUUUUUAUUAGAACGUUUUAAAGCUACGUACCUUCGUCAUAUUUGUCCUGAAUUUGACGAUAAUUUUUCGUUAUAUAAACCGAAUUUAGAAUUGCCUACGAUGCGUAAACCAACGAAUCAGAGUCAGGAUAAUUAUGUAUUAUGUAAAGUUGCUUUGAUUAAGUGGAUUGCUAGUUUUACCCAUAUUGCUAGAAAAGAUGCUCGUGUCGCACAUCUUUCACAUAGCACAACUCCAAAUGAAGAAAAUACAGAGUCAGAACUUCGUCGUGUUUCAGUCACUCAAAAUGCCGCUGACUCGACUUUACUUUCUCCUGAAUCAACUACACCUCAGCAAGAGAAUCAAAAUCAAGAAGACAGUACUGUUUCAGCAGUUACUCUUGUUAGAGAAGUUCUAUAUGGAAACAGAGAUAACGUGAAUUUUGUACAUGAAUUGUAUAGACAAGCAUUUUUGCUAGACUUUAAUCAUGCUGGUGCUAUAAGAAAAGCUAUAGCUGUUUAUAAAGAUUGGAUUCAGAUGAAUGAACUACCACCAUUCAUGUUAGAACCAUUGGAUAGUCACAAGGAAAGAGAUUUAGAAGAGAAUUUGAAAAAAGAUAUCAAUGAUAUCGAUAAAAGUCCUUCUGAAAGCUAUCGCCAAACAAGAUUAAGGAAUGAUUCUUACCUUGGUGCUAUACACAGAGAAAAUUUAUUUAUAAGGGCGGGACUACAAAACGUUCUACAAGUGUUCAUCACACAAGCUUCUAAUGUCUUUUUCUUAGAAAAUUCUGGACCGAAUGCGUCGCUGACAUUACUUGAAGAGCAAACUGAUAGUUGUAAAAGAGUUCUAAACGUAUAUCGAUAUGUUGUAAUGAAUUCUCGAUUAGAACCAGGUACCUGGGAACAGUUACUUAGGGUAUUGCUACAAAUAACAUCACUUGUUUUAAACGAAAAAUCUUCUCGGCGCAAGAUUCAAGAGAGCAUUGGUGGUAAACUUGCCCCUGCCAUAUUUCAGACUUUAAUUGUUACAUGGAUUAAAGCCAAUUUAAAUGUUGUUAUUUCUACGCAAUUAUGGGAUCAGUUUCUAGAAGUACUGACAUCUUUAACGCAAUGGGAAGAAUUAAUUCGAGAAUGGGCUAAAACAUUGGAUACCUUAACAAGGGUACUUGCUAGACACGUAUACAACUUGGAUUUAAAUGAUUUACCCUUAGAUAGACUAAGUGAGCAAAAAACUAAAAAGCGUCGUGGUGUUGGAAGUCGAGCUGCUUCCACCGGAAGUGUUCAACCACCGCGCAAAGGAAGUGUUGAUCAAGAUAAUAAUACCGUAUCUAAAGAAAAUGUUUCGGAUCACCCAAUGCGAGACUUAAGGAAAGUACGACCUCUUCCUCGUAGUGCAAGCGAUAAUACGAUAUACAAUGGAAAAGCACGGACAAAACUUCAUAGGAACCGUACACAUACCGUACACAGUGGUAUCCCUGUACUCCCUCUAUCGAUAGAGCAAGAUAUGGCACGGCUAUUAUCAAAUGGUGCUAUUUCAACGUCGGCAGCUGGUCGAAAAAUGUUACCGAACAGGCGAGCUAAAUCUUUGGAUAGCAUUGUUAUAGUCGAUAGUGAACCACCAUCUCCGCGUUGUCCUUCUCCGACACCAAGCAGUGGAGUCGACAGCAACAAGGACAGCCCAAUACAAAUAGAAAACAUUGAUGGUAGUAGUAUCGACACAAACGAUGCAUCAGAGAGAAGAUCUGUUAUGGCAGGUGGUGGUGUUCGCGGAUGGUUACCUGAUGUUGCAGUCGUAUUAUGGCGUCGUAUGUUAUCAGCAUUGGGGGAUGUAAAUAAUAUUCAAGAUCCUACCCUUCAUGGCCAAGUCAUGGAUUACCUUGUCCAACUUACACAAACACUUAUAAAAAUUCGUUUGAAUCAAGGUGUUUCUGGAGACAAUCAAGCAACUCCACCAGCUCCAGAACUUAUACCUCCAUUGACAGUUAUUGCCCCAUGGUGUUUCAAGGCAAUACAACUUCCUAGUCAAUACGAAGUUGGUAAAUUGGCAGCAUAUCGUUUGAUCUGUCUUUUGACAAUUCAACCACAAGACAUUAAUUUACCAAAACAACACUUAACUCUUUUUUACCGUGCGGUCCACAAUGGUAUCGUUAGUAACGAUAGUAAAGUGUUACACGUAUUGGUCAGGUAUACUGGUCCUAGGUUGUUCAGUUUGAAUCUUCCUGGAUCUAGUCUUUUAAUCUUGGAUUAUAUUCACGCUGCUAAUGUAAUACUAAGCAGUCAAGAUAUCGAGGCACCAAGGACUGAAGCUGUUUCAAUAAUUGGAUCUUUACUGUCAUUACCAGCCACGACAGUUAAAUUACCUGUAUUUCAGCCCAAUGCAUCAGAUAUCGCGACUAUGACAUGUCCAGAUGCAAAGGAGCAUAUAAUCACAAUCCUUUUAAGAAGUUGUAGGCGAGAACCAACCGGUAUUGCAAGAUGUGUAGCUCUCUCAAGCAUUGCUAUGUUUGUAUACAGAGAGUUAUGUUACAAAAAUCAACAUCCAAGAAUCCCAGAAGCUGUGACAGUUCUUCUUUUAGCACUUAAAGCUAGCCAUGCUACUGUUGCUCAAGUGGCAUGUGACUCUCUUCUAUUAUUAUGUGAUAAAGCGGACACUUUGUUAGAGCUGUAUCCAAAUGUGCCAUGUAAAAUAAUUCAAAUUUUAUCAGAAACACUUGGAUAUAUGAGUACUCGAGAAAGACGUGGUCCUUUGACAAUAUCAAUGUUAUUUUGUUUGGGUGAAUGGGCUAUGCAUCUUGGGCCAUCCGUUCUAUUACGUGUAUUUCAAGGAAAACCCCUUUUAAUGACUUUAUUUACAGUUUUGGAUAACAUAGUACAAGAUAAAAUUGAUAAAGAUAUAUUACAAACAAAUAAAAGUCAUGAAGAUGAAGAUGAUGAUUUUGAUCCUGAUAUUACUUUGGAUAACUUAGCCGACGAAGUUUGUACAAAAUCUCCCCGCCGAAGCAAUAUUCAAUCUGUUCAGUUAGCAGCAAAGAUGGUAAUGAUGCAUUUAAUAAAUCAUUUGGGACAUUUUCCAAUGGGUAUUGGGGCUGCUCGAUUAUCUUCAUUAGUUGUCGAAUUAGACGAUGUACCAGGAAUUGAUGGGGAUGAAUUAUCUUCUGCAAUUUUCCAUGCACCAAAUAUACAACUCUUGAUGUUAUCAAAUUCCGUAAUAAUGUCAUUUGUUGAACUGGCAGCACUAGAUGCACCUGGAGGAGGUGUCACUGCUGGAUUAACAACAGCACCAUCAUUAGUUAGAGUGUUAUUACGAGAUUUAGCAGGAAAAGCAUCUUGGGAUAGCUCUAUUUUAUACAGCCAACCGUUUGUUGAAGACGAUGUACCGAUAGCAUUUACAAAACAUGUUGAGUGGAAAGCAAAAGUACACGGAGAAGAUUUAAACAGUGUUACAACAUCUCAAACCUGUACACCACGACAUACAAUAAGACAUCGUGAGCCUCAUAUACUGCCCACGUUUGCAAAUGCCGCUAGCGACAUGGACAAUUUAGAUGAUCUCUUACAAUAUAUAGGACAUACAAGUCCGGAAGUAUUAACUAAUCCAGAAAUAGCACUUAAUGCGCCUGCUAAUCCACCACAGGGUCACUAUCUUGAAAGUGAAACCAUUGCCACGAUUCUCAACCAGAGAAACGCUGAACAAGAGCAUAUCAAUAAUUGGAGUCAGCACAUUAGCAUGUGUGCAUCAGCAAUAAGUCCACCAUCAUGUCGUCCACCUCCAGCACCAUUUCAUCACUGCCGUCUUUUGUUUUCGCACUUAGGUUUAUCCGGUUGGGAACAACGUAGAAAAUUGCAUUUAUUAUCCAAAAAUGAAAAGCUUUUACGAGAAUUACGAAAUCUCGAUAGCCAACGAUCUAGAGAAACUCAUAAAAUAGCAGUAAUCUAUGUCAGUCAAGGACAAGAAGACAAAAACUCUAUAUUGAGUAAUGUCACAGCUAGUAAAGAAUAUGAAAGUUUUAUCGCCAGAUUAGCUUGGGAGGUUGAACUUGAAUCGCAUACAGGUUUUCUUGGAGGUCUUAUACCUGGAAAGGCGUCUGGUGUUACAGCACCAUAUUUCGCAACAUCUUUUACGGAAAUCCUUUUUCAUGUGGCAACAAGAAUGCCUUCUGAUAGUCCUGAAAGUUUAUUACAGAAAACACGACAUCUUGGUAACGAUGAGAUUCACAUAGUUUGGUCCGAGCAUUGGAGAGAUUAUCGUCGAGAUAUUAUACCAACUGAAUUUUGUGAUGUUUUAAUAGUAAUUUAUCCGUUACACAAUAAAUUGUACAGAAUUCAAAUUUCUCGAAAGCCAGAAAUUCCAUUUUUUGGACCUCUGUUUGAUGAGUGUAUUGUUGAAGAUAAAGUUUUACCUGGAUUAGUGAGAACAACAGCACUGACGGCAAGUAGGGCAAAACGAUCUACACUUACGUUAUAUCAACAUUAUUAUGAAGAGAGAGCAAGAUCUAUUGAUACUGUUAUGCGGAAUCAUAAAGAAGCUACCACGUUCGAAGAAUUUACAGCUAAUGUAUACUCGCCGGUGCAACCACCAAGUCCAUUUAGUGGAACUUCUUCCGUAUCUGGAUCUACAACAAGCGUGCAAUCCACAGCAUCGUCAAACCUCGCAGCAGCGCUUAUAGAUUCACAUCAGGGCCGAUCGGGUCUGCGAAGUUCUUCGGCAGCUAGCAGUGAUAACCGCGCGAAUAGAGUCUCUGAUGGAAGCAGAGUAUGGUUUAGUAAUGAUACUCCAGACAGUACAGUACUUCAUGGAAUAUCUCCCCGACCUGUGAAAAAGAUGUCGUUCAAAACUGGACCGAAACAGAGAGCAAACACUCAACCCACGCCUCCCGACAGUCCAAGAUAUAAAUAAGGAGUUUUGUACCAGUACCAUAAAGAAAAAAACAUUUUUUGCACAAAUGGUUGUUUGG
This is a messenger RNA of Eufriesea mexicana, 5955 nucleotides long. RefSeq names its product ral GTPase-activating protein subunit alpha-1. Gene Ontology annotation, molecular function: GTPase activator activity. The record is from RefSeq and is a predicted model, not a curated record. Gene Ontology annotation, cellular component: cytoplasm; nucleus. The transcript is spliced from 28 exons. Gene Ontology annotation, biological process: positive regulation of GTPase activity; regulation of small GTPase mediated signal transduction. NCBI's taxonomy places the organism in Eukaryota, Metazoa, Arthropoda, Insecta, Hymenoptera, Apidae. The coding region runs from base 210 to 5897 and encodes 1895 amino acids.